Portunus trituberculatus (swimming crab) is the source of this 2089-nucleotide messenger RNA. RefSeq names its product protein white-like. The transcript is spliced from 12 exons. Gene Ontology annotation, cellular component: plasma membrane. The record is from RefSeq and is a predicted model, not a curated record. The coding region runs from base 1 to 1875 and encodes 624 amino acids. Lineage: Eukaryota; Metazoa; Arthropoda; Malacostraca; Decapoda; Portunidae. Gene Ontology annotation, molecular function: ATP hydrolysis activity; ATP binding; ABC-type transporter activity.
AUGGCUCAACCUGUGCUGUCCGCUGUUAGGAGUGCCACCAGCAUCACGGAUGAUAAGCACUGGCUGGAGACAGGGCAGCAGUCCCAUGAGAAGGAGGGUGCAGAGGCCGCGCUGCCCCCAGUUGAGGCACACAUCCUGAGGAACGUGACGGGCGUGUGUCGUUCUGGGGAGCUGCUGGCCAUCAUGGGGGCGUCAGGGGCGGGCAAGACCACUCUUCUCAACGUUCUCACGCACCGUAACAACGACAAGCUGCGCAUCACCGGCGACCUCUUCGUGAACGGCCGCCGCGUGGACCCUGACACCCUGGCCAGCCGCUCCGCCUACGUGCAGCAGGACGAUCUCUUCAGCGGCCUCAUCACCGUCAGGGAGCAGCUCAUCUUUCAGGCUGCGCUGCGCAUGGACCGCCACAGGACCUACGAGGAGCGACUGGCGCGGGUUAACCAAGUCAUCAUGGACCUUGGCCUCACCAGCAGCGAACACUCGCGCAUCGGGACACCGGGCCAGGAUAGGCGGCUGUCGGGCGGCGAGAUCAAGAGACUCAGUUUUGCAUGCGAGGUGCUCACCAACCCGUCGCUUCUGUUCUGUGACGAGCCCACCUCCGGCCUGGACUCCUUCAUGGCCCAGAACGUGGUGAGCAUGAUGAAGGGCAUGGCGGAGCGGGGCAAGACAGUGCUGUCCACCAUCCACCAGCCCAGCUCGGAGGUGUUCGCCAUGUUCGACCGCGUCCUGUUCCUCGCUGAAGGCAGAGUGGCCUUCCUCGGCAGCUGUGACGAGGCACUGCGCUUCUUCGGCAAAAUGGGAAUGGCCUGCCCUGCCCAGUACAACCCCGCCGACCACUUCAUCAACCUGCUCUCGGUAGAACCCGGGCGCGUCAAUGCGUGUAAGCAGCUCAUCCACUCCAUCUGUGACGCAUUCGAGGAGAGCAACCUGGGCAAGGCGGUGAUGAAGGAGGUCACCGCCAACCAGAGACUUCAAAACCACCAGAACGAUUUCCUCAGCUUCAGAGAGGAGAAUGACUCGCCCUACAAAACCACGUGGGGGACACAAUUCCAGUGGGUGAUUUGGCGGUCAUGGCUGGAGACUAUUCGUGAGCAGCGACUUAUCCAGAUUCGCUUCCUUCAAGUUAUCGCAAUGGCGCUUCUGCUGGGGCUCAUGUACUUUAGGGAAGGACCUUAUGUGGACGUCAUGAGCAUCAACGGCGCUAUCUUUGUCCUCAUCUCUAACAUGACCUUCCAGAAUGCUACUAUAGUCAUCAAUACGUUUUGCUCUCAGAAGGAACUGUUUCUCCGUGAGCACCACAACGGCAUGUACCGGCCAGACGUGUACUUUCUAUCCAAGAACAUCGUGCACGCGCCAAUCUUCACCUUCUACUCCAUCUUGUACACUUCCAUAUACUACUUCCUCGUCGGCCUCACACCUGAACUGGAUCGCUUUCUCAUCUGUCUUCUCACCGGUGUUCUUAUCACCUGGUGCGCGAUAUCCUUUGGUUACUUCCUGUCCUGCUUGGCGCCCACCAUCAACGUGGCUCUGCUGCUGCUGUCGCCCUUCUUCCUCCUCUACAUGGUGCUCAGUGGCUUCUUCCUUAACCUCAGGUCCGUUCCUCUUUUCAUGAAGUUCAUCAGCUACAUGUCGUGGUUCACUUACGGCAACGAGGUGCUGCUUGUCAACCAGUGGGCUGGCGUCACCAACAUCACCUGCUCCCCGACAGCCACCACGUGUUACCCUGACGGCGCCACCAUCCUGCAGCAGCUCAACUUUUCACCGGAGUACUUUGUUCGUGACCUGAUCUCCCUCUGCUGCCUCACACUGGGGCACUUGGUCGCCGCCUACUUCUUCUUCCACCUGCGGACCUUGAGAUCAAAGCCUCGUCGGUGAAGGGCCUACGAGGGGCUGCAGGUGCUGUGACUGGAAAGUGCAGAACGCGUCAUAACUGGUGUACCUGUUUCAUCCUGAGGCGAGUAAGACAUACGGAGAGCUUCAGGACUCGUGGCAAACUUCUUGUUAGUCUUAAGUCUCGGAGGAUGUGUAGGGCUAUGAUACAAAGAAAAGCAAAUUGUGAACAAACACUGAAAAAUUAAGAGUUUUGUUA